Messenger RNA from Camellia sinensis, 2098 nucleotides. RefSeq names its product protein root UVB sensitive 6. NCBI's taxonomy places the organism in Eukaryota, Viridiplantae, Streptophyta, Magnoliopsida, Ericales, Theaceae. The record is from RefSeq and is a predicted model, not a curated record.
UCUAAUUCUAACGCCCUCCUCACUCCUCCCAUAAAACCAUUUCUCGAUUCUCUGGAAAUCCAAAUGGCUCCAAUCAAGCCCCCCUCAAACUCAGCUGCUCACACCUCUCACGACGCCCAUCUCCUCGUCCGCCAAACUCUCCGAAUCAGCGCCAACCUCGCCUCUUCCUCCUCCUCCUCCUCCUCUCCGCCGGCCAACUUGGGGUUUGUGGAGGAACAAUUUGUUGAUUCGACCUUCAGAUUGAUUUGUUGCGAAGAGAUCGAUGGUCGCCGCUGGAACUACUUCGCCGACAAUGGCCCUUCCAACCAAUUCAACAUGCCUUCAAUCCGUGCCGUCAGUUUGCAAACCCCCCAGGCCCCUGUUCAGGAGUUGGUGUCAUUCAUAAGAUCCUAUGUUGUGCCAGAAGGUUUCCCUGAUAGUGUAACCCCAUCAUACGUGCCGUACAUGACAUGGAGGGCUUUGAAGCACUUCUUUGGUGGAGCCAUGGGUGUUUUCACAACACAGACACUUUUGGGUUCAGUUGGAGUCUCCAAACACAGAGCCACUCCUGGUGCUAUAGCUAUCAAUUGGAUUCUCAAGGAUGGUGCGGGUCGGGUUGGAAAAAUGCUUUUUUCUCGGCAAGGGACGAAAUUUGAUUAUGAUUUGAAACAGCUUCGUUUUGCGGGUGAUCUUCUAAUGGAGUUGGGUGCUGGGGUAGAGUUGGCAACAGCAGCUGUGCCACACCUUUUUCUGCCUUUAGCUUGUGCUGCCAAUGUGGCCAAGAAUGUUGGUGCUGUCACAUCAACCUCGACUCGCACUCCAAUAUACAAAGCCUUUGCCAAAGGAGAAAACAUUGGGGAUGUUACUGCGAAGGGAGAAUGUGUUGGCAAUGUUGCCGAUCUGUUGGGAACCGGAUUGAGCAUCAUGAUCUCAAAAAGAAAUCCAUCUCUAGUUACAACAUUUGCCCUCCUUUCUUGCGGAUACGUUCUUAGCUCUUACCAAGAGGUAAAAUCUGUUGUGUUGCAUACAUUGAAUAGGGCAAGAUUAACCGUGGCUGUAGACUCCUUCCUUAAAACAGGGAGAGUUCCAACACUACAAGAGGGAAAUAGAAUGGAAAAUAUAUUUAGUUUUCCAUGGUCGAAAGAUAGUCCUAUUGUUCUUGGACCGAGAUUUAAGGAUGCAUUCCAAGACCCAAAUUCAUACCUUGCCAUAGAGCCCAUCUUUGAGAAAGAGAGGUAUAUAGUAACAUACAACCCUUCAAAGGGAAAUAUAUAUGCAUUGCUCAAGGAUCAAGCAAAAUCAGAUGACAUUUUGAAAGCAGCUUUCCAUGCUCAUGUGCUUCUGCAUAUCAUUCACUCAUCAAAUCAGAAUCAGCCUCCUUAUAGGAAGCAUCGAGAAACUGAUCAUUCAGUGUCUAUGCGUUCUAUUCCCGAUCUUCAAUCUCAUAUUACUGAAUCUUAUAAGAUGGUCUCAGCUUUAUAUGGGCCUUUCAAGAGCAAAGCUACAGAACAGGGUUGGGUGAUGUCAGAGUCGCUUCUUAAUCCUGGACGAGCUCGGCUAUGUGAUGCAGUUAAUUGAGGCAAUAAGGUCAUGCUUCCAUUUGUAUGGAAAACUUGUGUUUGGGUGGGCAAGUGCUUGGUUCGCUUCUGAUACUUUUGAUAGUUCUGUGGACAAAGACCAUGAAAAGCAUGUAUCUAACACCCCGGGGGCUUAUAGCACCACUGGUAUCAUGGGAACUGUGAUCGUUAGUAGUUCUCCAUGUUAGUCACACAAUGCUCUUAGCAAUAUGCUUCCUAUAUGAUCAAUCUGAUGUAGCCAGAAGUUACCUUGAUAUAUGUAUGGCAUCGGCUUUGUAGGUAAAUAUGCUGUUACCAUAGAGGUGUAGAAUGUAAUAAUGCACAAAACAAAGAGUACUUUUUUUUUUUUUUUUCUUCCUUCUGCUCAUUGAUUUUCAUUUUUACUGUUUUUUUUUUCCCUUCCUAGAAAGCCUGCUGCGGUUUUUGUAUAUAAUAUGAUAUUUAGGGAUGUUGAAAUCAUUUUUGACGGUGAUGAUUUCUCCAUUUACGUUUUGUUUGGUUGAUAUUUACCUUUGAUAAUCAGCCAUAUAGCCUUGAUCUCA